Molecule: messenger RNA, 1743 nt
Organism: Fusarium redolens
Lineage: Eukaryota; Fungi; Ascomycota; Sordariomycetes; Hypocreales; Nectriaceae
Exons: 5
Coding region: 1-1743 (580 amino acids)
Source: RefSeq, a predicted model, not a curated record
AUGGCCCAAAAGCCGAGCCUCAUUUUCGUGCCUGGCGCAUGGCAUACCCCCGAAUGCUGGGGAAAGAUCAUGUCCGCCAUGGAGGCUAACGGCUUCAAGUGUAUUCCCGUCGCACUUCCGACAAACCAAUCAACGAGUACCGAUGUUAAUUACUCGCAUGACGUGAAAGCUGUUGCCGAUGCUAUAGCAGGCGAGACGUCGCAAGGACUUGAUGUCAUUCUGUCAGUGCAUGCCUUUGGUGGGCCGGUGGGACAAAGUGCCAUGAAAGGCUUCACCAACGAAUCUGCCGACACAGGUGCAAAGACUGGUCGUGUGAUUGGGCUUUUCAUGGUUUCAACUGGUUUCGUCCGUGAAGGCGCAUCCUUCCUAGACGCUCUCGGCGGUAGACCCCCGCCAACUUGGGAAACCGACUAUGAGAACAAUAUGAUGACCUUGAAUGUCGACCCAAUCGAGAUAUUCUACCACGACCUUCCCGAAGAAGAGGCCAGAUACUGGGUCGGAAAGCUCACCAAACACGCCUUGACAGCUUCGACGCACGGAUAUGAAGCGACGUACGAAGGAUGGAGGGAUGUGCCUAUCUGGCUCAUCAUGACCAAGAAGGAUAGAGCUUUCCCCUAUGAAGCGCAGAAGAUGCUUGUUCGAGGUGCGGAAAAGCUUGGUGCAAAUUUGACGAAAGUGGAUAUUGAUAGUGUAUUGGUCCCCUGUGCCGUUGUUUUCGACGGUAUGAUUUGGGUGUUCUACAAUGGGCCUGGAAAUAACGGCACCUUCUGGACAUACUCCGUGAAUGGGGUAACUUGGGCUAGCAUCAGUUGUCUCGAUGAUGACAUGGGUUCACCAAUUUCUGAGACAUUCGAACCUGGCACAAGUCCGUCUGCGGCUGUUUAUCAGGACACUUUGUAUGUCGUUUGGAACACGUCUGCAGCUAAUGGUAUUUUGAGGUAUACGUACUGGAGUAAAGCAAGUGGGAAAUUUGUCCCACCAAGCAACGUCAUUGCAGGCGGACUAUCCAUUCGAAGCCAGACAACUCCGGCCAUGAUUGCAUUCAACGGAUUGCUUUAUUUAUUCUCCAACAGUUCUGGUCAGAAUGGUACGUGGAUGACGACCUUUAACGGCAAUGCCUGGACCAAGGUCAGUCCGGUUACCUCUAACAUUGGAGGUAACUUUAUGGAUCGCGCAAGCCCUGCCGUUUUCAUCUCUGACGACCAAAGAGCUUUGACUCUUCUACGGAGCGGGAGCGGCAGCAAUGGUGUUUGGUAUACCACUACUACGAAUGGGAUAACAUGGUCAAAUCAAAAGGGCUUCAACAGCGGCAUAGGCCUUUCCACCAGGAGCAGCCCUUGCAGGAUUGACUACCAGGGGCGACCAUAUAUCUUCUAUGUUGGCGAAUAUGGGAAAUUAGGGAACUUAGAUGGAGUAAUGAUAUAUUCCACCCUUACUGGGCCCAAGUAUUCUUUGGCCAUGGAUGCCUUGCUUAAGGGGAAUGAUUUCGCUUUUGUGGCUCAAGACGAUGCAACUAGCACAAACCCUAGAAGCCAGACAGUCGCGGGCAAUGCAAACUGGGUACCUCUUUGGAACUAUUUCCACAAUGGAAACACCGGUGCUGUCCCCAGGGAUGUCGUCAGCCUAUUAGCUCUUGCUACCCUUGCCUUUAACAUGAAUUUUCUUGUUAACAUCAACACUGAUCUUCAGAUGAGGUGUUCGCCCAGACUUAUCUUUCGUCGGAUACCCCCAAACAAAAACUAA